UCUCAUAUUUGACGUUUGUGAUUUUUAUUUUAUUUCUGUGUUCUGUGAUUUUACGGAUUUUCUAAUUCACCGUAGUAAAUAAAUAUAAAUAUCUUUUAGCAUUAGAAAAGGUGUUUAUAAUGGCAGACUCUACUGUUAUAAACGUAAUCGACGUCAGUAAAAUGAAAGUACCCGACAUACGAAAAGAACUGAGAUCACGUGGACUACCAUACACCGGUGAUAAAGCGGACAUCGUUAGCAGAUUGCAAGCGGCAAUGUCUCAGGAAGAACACGAAGAACACGGAGACCUAGAUUCAGAUGAAUUGGAUUCAGACGGAGUGUUGGAAGACGACGAUAAAAGUCAAAACGAUAUUUUGGACGAUGCAGCUGUAGAUACUCUAAACGAGGAGUUGGCACUCGAAGAGGGCUCUCCCCAAAAGCAGCCUCUUGAUGACAAACCUCAGAGAACUCUAAAGAGGAAAAUCACGACCGAAACAAAAGUCCCAGAAAACAAGGAGGCGGGUACAAAGAAAAUUGUUUUAAACAGGACAACUUCUGUAACAUCUAAUUUGGUUAAAUCUGAAGCAAAAAAGGAGAUUACACCACCAGAGGCAGAUGAAAUUGUUAAAACUUCAAAUAACAAAAUCAAAAUAACUGCCGAUAUUGAUCCUAAGACAAGGUUAGAGAUGCGUGCUAAGAGAUUUGGUUUGCCAGUGAAAUUGACUGAUGAGCAAAGGAAGGAAGCAAGAAAACAAAGAUUUAACCAACGGACAACCACUGGCACCAAUACACUUGAUAACACAAACACUGGUAAUGUGUCUGAUAAUUUGGAUAAAUUCAAGAAGAGAGCCGAGAGAUUUGGCCAGUCAGUGUCCGCUAUUAUGACCGACAUAGAAAAUAAAGAGAAAUUAGAAAAGCGUAAAGCUAAGUUUGCAUCUCUUAAAUAGCAUCUACAUUACCAAACUUUUGAUUGAUGGUGCAUAUUGCACAGCUUUACUUGUAUGACUUAAUUUCAAAUUCAUUAUUGCUAGAAAAUUUGUGACUAACUAAAUAUAAUAUUUUCUUUUUAUUUUAAGAUAGGAAAUAAGAACAAAUAAAAGAGUAAAUUGCUA
This is a messenger RNA of Bicyclus anynana (squinting bush brown), 1091 nucleotides long. RefSeq names its product SAP domain-containing ribonucleoprotein. The transcript has a single exon. Gene Ontology annotation, biological process: poly(A)+ mRNA export from nucleus. The coding region runs from base 120 to 926 and encodes 268 amino acids. The record is from RefSeq and is a predicted model, not a curated record. NCBI's taxonomy places the organism in Eukaryota, Metazoa, Arthropoda, Insecta, Lepidoptera, Nymphalidae. Gene Ontology annotation, cellular component: nucleus.